AUGGGUUCGCCAGGCUCAUCUCACCACGCUGUGACGACCUAUCAGCUCUCAAUCCAGGAGGUGUUUGACCGUCUUUCGCAGAAUGAGAAGCUCUAUGCUCAUCACCUCUCACAUGCUGCGUGGCAUGGCAGCAAAAUCAUUCUCCGUCAAACCUCGUUUGAAGGUGUUGGCAUCUUCGACUUCAUCUUAGAACUGCACAAGGCUUGUGAGGGAGAAUGGCAUCGCUUCGUGCAGCUCCUAGGGAUAUCCGCCGAGGAAAUGGAACAGUUCCUCGACUACAGCGGUAUGUUCAUGUCCAGGCUGAACAACUUUUGUGGAGAGGGGGACAGAAAGAUUGUGCCUCAAGUUUCGGCGGACACUCUCCGCAAAAUGGCGAGCAUCUCGUCCGCAGCCACAACUGCUCUAGAGAGUAUCAUUGAUCAAAUGCUAUCUCCCGCCCCCUACACUCUGAGUCUUGCCGACUCAACGUAUUACCCUGGCAGCUCCAAGAUCACGAAAGAUGAGAUUGCUGCAGUUGCUCGUGUCAUGGAGAGAAAUGCCAUAGAGCCGGAGAACACGAGAAUCUCUAAGCGCGUUGAGGAUGGUCACGUUUUCUACGACAUCCUUCAGGCUUCCGCGCAUACCAACACUGAGCUUGAGAGUCAUCUCAAGGGAUCCGCCAUUCCCAUCCAGGAUCUUCAACUAGGGAGCGAAGGUCCGCAGUGGAACAACGCAACUGUUCGACUUCGGCGAGGAGACCACUCGGACGAAAUCUCCAAGAUUUGUGAACACAUUUCAAAGGCCAUACGCUUCUCCGCCAAUGAUACUCAAGCUCAUAUGCUUAUGGACUAUCUUGAAAGCUUUACUACGGGAAGCUUGGAGGCCUAUCGAAGGUCCAUGAAGCGCUGGGUCCGAGACUACAAUCCGAGGGUGGAGAUCAUCUUUGGCUUUGUCGAGCCCUACAGAGAUCCAUACGGCGUGAGGUGCGAGUGGAGAGGUGUUAUUAGUGUUGCUGACCUACAGGAAACGGCCAAGUUGUCAACGCUCGUGGAAAACUCAACCGAGUUUAUUCGAAAACUUCCAUGGGCAGUGUCUGAUGUCAACGAUGGAAAAGGCCCUUUUGAGAAGUCCGAGUUCCAGGCCCCUCAUUUCUCGAUUGUGCAUGCACUUUCUUUUGUAUGCAGCAAUGUCUGGGAGGCUUCCAACGUACCCAACUACAACGACAUUCGUGAGACAUGCGGGUUCAAAAAUAUUGUCUAUGCAAAUCGAAUGAGUGCCAAUGCAGAUCCAAAUCGGCCAUUCCACUGGGUUCAUCCGUCUCAGGAGCACGAGUUCAAAAGGAUCAACCACAUCAUUCGUUUCAUUACGACCUCGAUUCAUGAGCUUCUGGGCCAUGGCACAGGCAAACUCAUCUCUGAGACAAUCGCUGGUGUCUACAAUUUUGAUCACAACAACCCGCCAGUCAAUUCAUUGACGGGAAAGCCAAUCGUGUCGUGGUAUCGACCUGGGCAGACUUGGACAAGCGUGUUUGAGAAGCUGGCCGGCACGGUUGAGGAGUGCAGAGCAAUGCUUAUUUCCUAUUAUCUCGGACAAGGAAAAGACAUGCUUUCUAUGUAUGGCUAUGAUGAUGACAGCGACAUCAAGGCAGAUGAGCUCAUCUAUAACAUGUACCUCCACAUUGGGGUUGAGGGUCUCCGUGCCCUCCAAGCAUUCAAUGUGGAAGAACAGGCAUGGGGUAGCCCGCACGCCAACGCAAACUACGCCAUUUUCAAGCAUUUGAUGGCUGAUGCUGAUGGCCUUUUCACGGUGCAUAGUGAUGCGACCGCAGGGGUACUUCAUGUCCAUGUCGACCGGUCCAAAAUAGCUACCCACGGAAAGUCCUCCAUUGGUCGCAUUCUUCAUAAUAUCCAUGUGUGGCGUUGUACCGCGGAUGUUGAUGCCUGUAGGCCGUUCUAUGAGUCCCUCAGUGCUGUUGAUGGGGAGUACGAAGUCUGGAGACAGAUUGUCGCCUCAAAGCCUGAACCGCCAUGGAAAUUUGUUCAGGCAAACACUUUUUUGAAUGAUGAUGGACAGGUCGAGCUGCGGGUGUAUUCGGAGAGCAACGAGGGUAUCAUUCAAUCGUUUGCCGAUCGGGGCAUUUAA
Messenger RNA from Cordyceps militaris CM01, 2121 nucleotides. RefSeq names its product dipeptidyl peptidase III. Lineage: Eukaryota; Fungi; Ascomycota; Sordariomycetes; Hypocreales; Cordycipitaceae. Bases 1 to 2121 code for a protein of 706 amino acids. Gene Ontology annotation, cellular component: cytoplasm. The transcript is spliced from 6 exons. Gene Ontology annotation, molecular function: dipeptidyl-peptidase activity. The record is from RefSeq and is a predicted model, not a curated record.